Molecule: messenger RNA, 2862 nt
Organism: Solanum lycopersicum (tomato)
Lineage: Eukaryota; Viridiplantae; Streptophyta; Magnoliopsida; Solanales; Solanaceae
Product: mediator of RNA polymerase II transcription subunit 25
Biological process (GO): positive regulation of transcription by RNA polymerase II
Cellular component (GO): mediator complex; transcription regulator complex
Source: RefSeq, a predicted model, not a curated record
AUUAUUAUUGUUAAAAGAGUAAUAUUUUAUAAGAAAAGAAUAAACAAGACAAGGUUGGACGUGGAAAGGAAAAAUCAAGCAGUUGGUUAAAGCAGCGAUGGUGGACAAACUGAUCGUCGCCGUUGAAGGCACCGCUGUGUUGGGCCCUUACUGGAAAAUCAUCGUUUCCGAUUACCUUGAUAAAAUUAUCAGGUGCUUUUUUGGAGUGGACUCAACUUCACAGAAAUCAUCUGCAGCCGAUGUGGAGGUCUCCAUGGUCAUGUUUAAUACACAUGGUCCUUAUAGUGCUUGCCUGGUUCAGCGGAGUGGCUGGACAAAAGACAUGGAUACCUUUUUGCAGUGGCUUUCAGCUAUACCUUUUUCAGGAGGUGGUUUCAAUGACGCUGCAGUUGCAGAAGGACUUGCUGAAGCAUUAGUGAUGUUUUCUGUACCAAAUGGUAACCAAACUCAACAAAAAAUGGAAGGGAAAAAACAUUGCAUACUUAUUUCUGGAAGCAACCCUUAUCCGUUGCCUACACCAGUUUAUCGACCACAGAUGCAGAAACUGGAGCAGAACGAAAAUAUUGAAGCACAAACAGAUAGUCGACUAGCUGAUGCUGAGACAGUUGCAAAGACAUUCCCUCAGUGUUCUAUUUCCCUGUCAGUUAUAUGCCCAAAAAAGCUUCCAAAACUAAGAGCAAUAUAUGAUGCGGGAAAACACAAUCCACGAGCAGCUGACCCGCCCAUUGAUACGGCUAAGAAUCCAAACUUUCUUGUUCUGAUAUCCGAAAACUUCAUCGAGGCUCGUGCUGCUUUCAGUCGCUCUGGACUGACCAAUUUGGCGUCAAAUCACAGCCCUGUCAAGAUGGAUGUGUCUUCUGUUCUUCCAGUUUCUGGCACACAAUCAAUUUCUAAUUCAGCUGCAAAUGUAUCUGUUAUCAGUCGACCACCAAUUUCCGCUGGAAAUAUUCCUCCGGCAACUGUAAAAAUUGAGCCCAACACUGUGACCCCCAUGACUGGACCUGGAUUUUCACAUAUUCCGUCUGUUCGUCCUGCUCUUCAACCGGUUCCAAGUUUGCAAGCUUCUUCUCCUCUUUCUGUUUCUCAGGAGAUGGUAUCACAUACUGAGAAUGUUCAGGAGAUGAAACCCAUAGUCAGUGGUAUGACUCAGUCCUUACGUCCGGUUGCUGCUGCAGCAGCAAAUGUCAAAAUCUUGAACGGUGUUGCUCAGGCACACCAAGUUCUAGGCGGGGGGACUUCUAUAGGACUGCAAUCUAUGGGUGGCACCCCUAUGCUUUCAAGUAUGAUAUCUAGUGGAAUGGCAUCUUCCGUCCCUGCUUCUCAAGCUGUAUUAUCAUCUGGGCAAUCAGGUGUGACAACAAUGACUGGGGCUGUUCCACUAGCAGGAAGUGCACAGAAUACACAAAACUCAGCUCCUUCUUCAUUCACUUCAACUGCUCCCAGUAUGUCUGGUCAAACGGUUCCUGCAAUGAGCCAAGGUAAUAUACCAGGCACACAAAUGAUGCCAAGUGGGACAGGGAUGAACCAGAAUAUGCUGACUGGGCUGGGUGCAACUGGUUUGCCUUCCGGAACUGGCACAAUGAUGCCUACUCCAGGGAUGUCUCAACAAGGACAACCAGGCAUGCAACCAGUUGGUGUGAACAGCACAUCAGCGAACAUGCCUCUAUCUCAACAGCAAACAUCUGGUGCAUUGCCAUCAGCUCAAUCAAAAUAUGUCAAAGUUUGGGAGGGAAACUUAUCUGGUCAGAGACAGGGGCAGCCUGUAUUUAUUACCAGAUUGGAGGGGUAUAGGAGUGCCUCAGCUUCUGAAUCGCUUGCUGCAAAUUGGCCUCCAACAAUGCAAAUUGUUCGCCUUAUUUCCCAAGAUCACAUGAAUAACAAACAAUAUGUUGGGAAGGCAGAUUUUCUAGUUUUUCGGGCAAUGAACCAGCAUGGGUUCCUUAGUCAGCUGCAAGAAAAGAAGCUUUGUGCGGUAAUACAACUCCCAUCGCAGACACUGCUUCUGUCUGUUUCUGAUAAAGCCUGCCGCUUGAUUGGAAUGCUUUUUCCUGGGGAUAUGGUGGUGUUUAAGCCACAGAUACCAAGUCAACAGCAACAACAGCAGCAACAGCAGCAGCUGCAAGCACAACAUCCACAGUUGCAGCAACAGCAGCAACAGCAGCAGCAGCAUCUUACGCAACUACAACAGCAACCCCUUCAACAGCUGCAACAACAGCAACAGCAGCAACCUCUCAUGCAACUGCAGCAACAACAGCAGAUUCCGUUGCAACAAUCACAGGUUCCCCAAAUGCAGCAACAACAGAUUCACCAAAUGCAGCAGCAGCAGCAGAUCCCGCAAAUGCAGCAGCAGCAGCAGAUUCCGCAAAUGCAGCAGCAACAGCAGCAGCAACCAAUGGUUGGAACAGGGAUGAACCAAACCUACAUGCAAGGUCCUGCAAGGUCACAGCUAAUGUCUCAGAGUCAAGGUUCAUCACAAGGACUGCCAAUCACACCAGGAGGCGGGUUUAUGAAUUGAAAAUGUCAUAGAACUAGACAACCAUUGUACAAAUGUGAGACCAGGCAGUUGAUUCCAAAAGUGUAGCCAUGCAUUUGGUGCAUAUCUUAACAAUGGAAUUUCGAAGUAAUCAAAUUCAUUAUAGACUCUAGCAUAGAAAUUACUUGUGCCCUUCAAAUCAGGUUGGGGCGGCUGUAAAGGCAAAAUAAAAGGGGAAGAGGGAGGAAUUUUCUGGGCGUGGGCGUGGGCGUGAGAACAUGACUGCAUAUUUGGUCACCAAUCUAUUUUCUUUUGAUCUCAACAUCAGUAUUCUUUUUGGUUUUUUGUUCAACUAUAGUUAUUCACGUCAUAGGUUCAACAUUUCACUA